AUGGCAAAAAUCUAUGGCGAUUGGGACCAGUCUUAUGCUUAUUUGCCCAAAUGGUUUAAUUACAUGCUGACAUUUUCGGAGGGUUCUGUUUACCACAUUCAAACAAAUGACUACAUGGAAAACCAUCGUGUUGUGAAUGGCUACCGGGUUUUCCAUAGAGUUUUCUGGACUUUCAAGCAAUGUUGUGACGCGUUCAACUUCUGCAAACCUGUUAUACAAGUUGAUGGCACUCAUUUAUAUGGGAAGUAUAAAGGUACAUUAUUGAUUGCCACAACGCAAGAUGGAAACGAUGAAGUAUUACCUUUGGCAUUUGCAGUCGUAGAAGAAUCUCACUAUUUGUCUCUCAUCUUGAGAUUCCGAUCCAAUAAUAUUAAAGAUGUGUAA
Molecule: messenger RNA, 384 nt
Organism: Gastrolobium bilobum
Lineage: Eukaryota; Viridiplantae; Streptophyta; Magnoliopsida; Fabales; Fabaceae
Exons: 2
Coding region: 1-384 (127 amino acids)
Source: RefSeq, a predicted model, not a curated record